Messenger RNA from Leishmania braziliensis MHOM/BR/75/M2904, 2325 nucleotides. RefSeq lists its product as hypothetical. The coding region runs from base 1 to 2325 and encodes 774 amino acids. The transcript has a single exon. The record is from RefSeq and is a predicted model, not a curated record. NCBI's taxonomy places the organism in Eukaryota, Euglenozoa, Kinetoplastea, Trypanosomatida, Trypanosomatidae.
AUGCACAACAAGCAGCCGUACGCCAUCCCGGUGAGCACCUCCGGCACCCAAGCCGGUCCCCCAGUGCUCUUUCGAAAUCCAAAUCGGCACAAGAGAGGUGGCUACGGCCCUGGCACAGCUGACGGGCCGUCACCAAGUCAGCCACCGUUGCCCACGGGGUCAUACAGCACAGGUGAUCGUGGCGUCUUUCCUUCUGAGAGCACCACCACGCAUCGAAGCAGUCGCUCUCGGAGCAACCCCUCCGUGUGCUUCAUAGACACACCGGCUGACGAUGCGGAUAACGGCGACCUCGUGCAGCUCCCGACGGCUACGGUAGCGGGAGCCGUAGCACCGCAGCUGUCGAUUCUGCGGACAAGUAGCAGCCUUAUUCGUGCCCUCCCGUCGCUUUUCGACUUUGAAUACGAGUCACCGCACACCCCACGGCAGUCUCCGGCAGAGCCGAAACAAAACCUACCAGCCGCCGUGGUAAGCUCCCAGAGCGAAGAGAAGAGCGCCGAGGGCGCCAAAGAAACAGACAGUCGCGCUUGCCGUCCUCGUAUGCCGUCUGUAACGGCGGUGCCGCCCUGUCUUUCGUUGCCUUCGCUCAACGCUCACCACCCACUGUGCAGUAACAGCGAUCUCGCCUUGCGCUUCGUGACGGACGGCGACGUGGGGGAUAUGGCUGCGCUCUGGUGGGCAGCGCAUCAGUUGCCGAUGCCCGAGGUCAAACAAGUGAAGCACUUGGAGAGUGUAACUCCUGAGACAGCUGCCAAAGAUGUACUGUCGGCCCCAAAGCAGUCGCCAGCCGUGAUACCCAAGAACACAGCGCACUCAGUACUGCGCCCGCCGCAGCCACCGUCAUCCGCGCUUGAAGCCCUGUCGAUGAGCGCCGUGAUACCGGAUGGGCCUUACAGCGCCCUGUAUACCUCCAACCAAGGCGUUACUCCAGAGAUAGAGUACCAGACUGACAAGGUGACGAGGGCCGCUUCGCAGGUGAAGGGCUGGGAUGCGGCAACCAUUACUACGCAGAAGACUGGUGCACAGCUUGAACAUCCUCCACGUACCAAGGAGGAGAAUAGCACCAGAACGCGGCGUGCCCAGCGCCUGCAAAAUCAUGCGUUGGAGGAAGAUAAACUAAGUCGAGCCACUUCGGACCUUACGCAGGCCUCGUAUACGAUCUCCUGCACGUCGUCACUGGACAGCCUCCCACUGAUGCGCAAAGAGGGCGCUGCAGAAGACGACAGCUGCGAAGUGAGCCGUCGGACCAUGCAAAGAGCGAUGGUCGACAUGGAGCCGAUCCGCCACAACGAACAAGCUGUCGACAUGGAGUCUCUCAUGGAUCUUUACUUCUUCUACGAAAGACAGACGUCGUCACCUGCUGGUGAUGUGAAUUCUACUAGCCCAUUGGACAACUACGACGAGGCCAGGUUUAACGCGUCUCCAGCUGCAGAUGAAGACGACAUGGAGAACAGCGCCAUGUUGAAGUCUCGAUCAUCAUUCAUGGACGACACAGUGACUCCAAGCCCGCAGUAUUCAGCUGCUAUCCCGAGCGGCACACCAGAGAAUGCGCUAUCGUUGUCGAGGGACUCGACCGAUGCAGGCUACGAGUACGUGAACCCUUCUACACCCAGAACUGUGAGUCUUGUUGGUGACUCUUCAUCUCUCGCUAUGGGGGGCUUCUCGCGCGCCUCGCUCCUUGAAGGUCAGCAUAUCGCAGCGCGCGCGCCACCAUCGCGCAAGGCGCGCAACUCAAUCGGGACGUGGAGAAGGCAUGCAGCGCUGGCUUUCCUGCAGCACUUCACCACAGCUGAGCAACUGAAGCCUAACCCUGCUGUCACGAUGGUAGAGUCUACCGUGAGCUGUGGAUUGGCAAGCAACAAGUUCGAGGAGUCGGUGGUUAGUGAAUCGCCAAGUUCACUUGGUGCGCUGACUCCGUCGCUGGCCGCAUCACCGCGAGACACACUUUGCUCAGACAGUGAGGACCUGCGCUCAUCCGUGAUGAGCGAAUUCGGGAACGACGACGAAAACGCAGGUAAGAUGGUCAACCCUGUUGAACCUCAAACCCUUAGCGCUCCCAAGAAGAGGCCCUCGCCACCGCCGCCCUCAAAUGGCCUCAAAACAGGGCAUCAGUGGCGGUGGUCAUCCAUCCGAGAGCGUCUGAUGCAACCACCGAUUCCAACAGUGCCGGGCAACAACGAGCGGCGACUCCAACGUUUGCUGCAGUGGUACCGCGCCACGGUCACGGCAAACAUAAAAGAGGCUCCUCAGAGCCGACGGGCGCGGGACUCGAGUGCCGCGCUUGAUACCUUGUACCUGCAUCGCCGCCCCAAGAAGAUCGCACAGUGA